CGCUUCCUCGUCGUCUCCCGUGCGGACUUUUCGAGCUGAGUUUGGGACGGGGCGCGGCGGAGGCAGCCAGGGCCAGGCCAAGCGAGGCGGCCGCACCUAACCGACGACCGCUGCGAGACAAAGCGCGGGGUCGGGGGAAGAGGGAAGACCAAGCCGAGGCGGGCCUGUUGGUGGGAAAGCCAGCGUUAAAUCGCCGUCGCCACAGCGGAGGGGGAUAAACUGCCGCCGCAGAAAUGACUACCAUUAAUACAGGAAAUGUUAAUUUCAAAUGGGACCCAAAAAGCCUGGAAAUAAGAACACUGGCAGUUGAAAGACUGCUUGAACCUCUUGUUACCCAGGUUACAACAUUGGUCAAUACAAGCAACAAAGGUCCUUCCAACAAAAAAAGAGGCCGAUCUAAAAAGGCACAUGUUCUUGCUGCAUCAGUUGAGCAAGCAACAGAGAACUUUUUGGAAAAGGGGGACAAAAUUGCGAAGGAGAGCCAGUUUCUUAAAGAAGAACUGGUAGCAGCUGUGGAAGAUGUUCGCAAACAAGGAGACUUAAUGAAGAGUGCCUCUGGAGAAUUUGCUGAUGACCCCUGUUCUUCUGUGAAACGAGGGAAUAUGGUGAGAGCAGCUCGGGCCCUCUUAUCAGCAGUUACCCGGCUACUCAUUUUGGCUGACAUGGCUGAUGUCUACAGACUACUUGUGCAACUUAAAGUUGUGGAAGAAGGCAUUCUAAAACUAAGAAAUGCUGGAACUGAACAAGAUUUAGGAAUACAGUAUAAAGCUCUUAAACCAGAAGUGGACAAGCUUAAUAUAAUGGCAGGCAAGAGACAGCAGGAACUGAAAGACAUUGGCCAUCGUGACCAGAUGGCUGCAGCCAGAGGAAUUCUUCAGAAAAACAUUCCUAUACUUUAUACCGCUUCUCAAGCUUGCCUCCAACAUCCAGAUGUAGCUGCUUAUAAAGCUAAUAGGGACUUGAUCUACAAGCAGUUGCAGCAGGCAGUCACAGGAAUCUCUAAUGCUGCCCAAGCAACAGCUUCCGAAGAUUCUGCCCAGCAUCAGAGUGGGGGUGGAGAGUUGGCUUAUGCACUUAAUAACUUUGAUAAACAAAUUAUUGUAGAUCCAUUGAACUUCAGCGAAGAGCGUUUUAGGCCAUCCUUAGAAGAGCGCCUGGAGAGCAUCAUUAGUGGUGCAGCCCUAAUGGCUGACUCAUCCUGCACACGUGAUGACCGACGGGAACGCAUAGUGGCAGAGUGUAAUGCAGUGCGACAAGCCUUGCAAGAUCUGCUUUCGGAAUACAUGGGAAAUGCUGGACGCAAAGAAAGAAGUGAUGCCCUAAACUUGGCAAUAGACAAAAUGACAAAAAAGACAAGAGAUUUGCGCAGACAGCUCCGUAAAGCAGUUAUGGACCAUGUUUCAGAUUCUUUUCUGGAAACAAAUGUGCCACUCCUUGUUUUGAUUGAAGCUGCUAAAAAUGGAAAUGAGAAAGAAGUUAAGGAAUACGCACAGGUUUUCCGUGAACAUGCCAACAAGCUGAUUGAGGUUGCCAACUUGGCCUGUUCUAUCUCAAAUAAUGAAGAAGGUGUAAAAUUGGUUCACAUGUCAGCAAGUCAGCUUGAAGCACUUUGUCCUCAGGUAAUUAAUGCAGCAUUGGCUUUGGCUGCCAAGCCACAAAGUAAACUGGCUCAAGAGAACAUGGAGAUGUUUAAAGAGCAGUGGGAAAAGCAAGUGCGUGUGUUAACAGAUGCUGUGGAUGACAUCACUUCCAUUGAUGAUUUUCUGGCAGUAUCAGAAAAUCAUAUUCUAGAAGAUGUAAAUAAAUGUGUCAUUGCUCUCCAAGAAAAAGAUGUUGAUGGUUUAGAUCGCACUGCGGGUGCAAUCCGUGGACGUGCAGCAAGAGUAAUACAUGUUGUCACUUCUGAAAUGGAUAAUUAUGAACCUGGAGUGUAUACAGAAAAGGUUUUGGAAGCAACAAAACUGCUGUCAAACACAGUUAUGCCACGUUUUACUGAACAAGUAGAAGCUGCGGUAGAAGCAUUAAGUUCUGACCCUGCUCAGCCAAUGGAUGAAAAUGAAUUUAUUGAUGCUUCACGACUAGUAUAUGAUGGAAUUCGUGAUAUCAGAAAAGCAGUACUGAUGAUCAGAACACCCGAAGAACUUGAUGAUUCUGACUUUGAGACAGAAGAUUUUGAUGUCAGAAGCCGAACAAGUGUUCAAACUGAAGAUGAUCAACUUAUUCACGGUCAUAGUGCAAGAGCCAUCAUGGCUCAACUCCCUCAAGAACAAAAAGCCAAAAUUGCUGAACAAGUUGCCAGCUUCCAAGAAGAAAAGAGUAAAUUGGAUGCUGAAGUAUCCAAAUGGGAUGACAGCGGUAAUGAUAUUAUUGUUCUGGCAAAACAAAUGUGCAUGAUUAUGAUGGAGAUGACGGAUUUCACCAGGGGUAAAGGACCUCUAAAAAAUACAUCGGAUGUCAUCAGUGCAGCAAAGAAAAUUGCAGAAGCGGGGUCAAGAAUGGAUAAACUAGGGCGGACAAUUGCUGAUCAUUGCCCAGACUCUGCUUGCAAACAAGAUCUGCUAGCCUAUCUGCAGCGUAUUGCUUUAUACUGUCACCAGCUGAACAUUUGUAGCAAAGUGAAGGCAGAAGUUCAGAACCUUGGAGGAGAGCUUGUGGUAUCUGGGGUGGAUAGUGCCAUGUCACUGAUCCAGGCUGCCAAGAAUCUGAUGAAUGCUGUGGUGCAAACCGUAAAGGCUUCCUACGUGGCCUCCACUAAAUACCAGAAGUCUCAAGGGAUGGCUUCUCUGAACCUUCCUGCUGUGUCCUGGAAAAUGAAAGCUCCCGAAAAGAAGCCUCUAGUCAAGCGAGAGAAACAAGAUGAGACCCAGACCAAAAUCAAGCGAGCUUCCCAGAAGAAACAUGUUAACCCAGUGCAAGCACUCAGUGAAUUCAAAGCAAUGGAGAACAUUUAAUUUGUCAGUUUCCUUCCCUUCCCUUCAGAAUUUCUGCCAUUUUGAAUUAUGUUAAAGUUUAUUUACCUAAUAUUAUGACGAAAUCAUUUAGAGUAAAAAGAAAUAAACAGAGUUAGGAAGCACGACAGUUCAACUUUCAAUCUGCAAGCAUGAUAGUGUUAUAUGGAAAUGCUGUCUAGAAAUAUUUCUGUGAUAUUUCUAGCUCCUGUUUUGCAUAAAUAAGCCCUGCUUUAAAUCUGUUCUAUAACCAAAGAUAAAUUCACAGUAACAAUCAUCCUUCACAUAGCUGGAUCAUGUCAUUCUAUGAGGGGAAAAUUGAGCCGUCUCGGUGUGAACGGGAAUUGAACAUGUGGUUUUAAAAAAAAAAGUAUAUAUAUGCUGGGUGGAUAAAGAUCAAUUUUGCUAUGCUUAAUAAUUGGGAAAGUGGAAGCGCUAAUUGCUACUUAGAACACUAAGGCAACAAUAGAGGAUGAGUUUGAAGGAGUAAUAUACUGUAGCAUUCUUUCUAAUUUAAGUAGGCAUUGACUUUUUUCCAGCCUGAACACAUUGAUGCAUUUAUUCUAAGUAACACUUGAGGGAAUACACAUUAGGAGUAGAUAAUAGUGAGUGACAAGUUGUAGCCAACCCAGCAUUUCCAAGGUAGUUUUCCUUGGGUCUCGGGAACAGAAGUCAUUAUAAAAGGAACUUGAUGCAUAUUGUGCAAUGUAUUAGAACACAAACUUUUUACUUAUUUUUGGGAUGUGAUAAUGUCAAUGCUUGGUUACAGAUUACUGAUAUUCUUUAUCACAAGACUAAUAAAAAAAAUUUCUUGCUACCAGUGGGUGCUGUAAAUGUUGCCUGUUUUCCCUCGGCAUUCAAAUGCAAAUCCAUCACUGUGUUCUUGUAAUAAUUGCUAGUCAUUUUCCUUUGAGCUUAAAAAGAAACUUAGCAAAUAAUGUUUAUUCAGGCUGCAGCCUAGGUAUGUCAUAAUGAGAGCUUCAUGGCAUAAUUUUGCUAUUUUAAAUUUUUUAUGGAUUUCUGUUUUUAUAUCUUUUCCAAUAAAGUAUAAAAACCCGU
This is a messenger RNA of Crotalus tigris (Tiger rattlesnake), 4007 nucleotides long. It is a transcript of the gene CTNNA1, whose product is annotated as catenin alpha 1. Gene Ontology annotation, biological process: cell-cell adhesion; cell migration. Gene Ontology annotation, cellular component: adherens junction; actin cytoskeleton; catenin complex. The transcript is spliced from 18 exons. The record is from RefSeq and is a predicted model, not a curated record. NCBI's taxonomy places the organism in Eukaryota, Metazoa, Chordata, Lepidosauria, Squamata, Viperidae. Bases 234 to 2951 code for a protein of 905 amino acids. Gene Ontology annotation, molecular function: beta-catenin binding; structural molecule activity; cadherin binding.